AUGAAAUUCACUAAUAUUGCCCUCACCGGCGCUGCCAUCGGUCUUGCCAAUGCAGGCCCUGUUUCCAAGCGUGCUAUCAGCGACGCCGACAUUCUCAACUACGCUCUUACACUUGAGCAUCUCGAGGCCUCUUUCUACGAGGAGGGUCUCAAGAACUAUACCCAGGAGGACUUCGUCAAGGCUGGCAUGAAGGAUCCAUUCUAUUCCAACCUGAAGGAGGUUGCUUCUGAUGAGAAGGAGCACGUGGAUUUCUUGACCUCCGCGCUCAAGGCUGCCGGUGCAUCUGCCGUUGCCCGAUGCACCUACAACUUCCCAUCCACCGAUGUCAGCAGCUUCCUGGCGCUUGCUAGCGUCCUUGAGGGUGUCGGAGUCAGCGCCUACCUCGGAGCCGCAGCCUCCAUCAUGAGUGACACCUACCUGACAGCUGCCGGCAGCAUUCUCACCACAGAAGCCCGACACAGCGCGUACCUGCGCGCCGCGGUAGGCGAAGUCCCCUUCGCACAGGCCUUCGACAACCCCCUCGGCCUCAACGAGGUGUACACUGUCGCCUCUCCUUUCAUUGCCUCGUGCCCUUCCAGUAACGGCGCGCUGCCCGUAAAGGCCUUCCCUGCGCUCACAAUGAGUUCUAUGGACGCCGUCAUGACUGGCUCGCAAGUGCAGCUGAUGGCCGGUAGUGGCUUCAACACCAGUACUAGCGACGUCAACGCUGCCUUCAUUACUGUCACUGGUCCAGUCUGGGCUCCUCUCAAGUCUAUGGGUGAUGGAAAGUUCACCGUCACCGUCCCCAAGGGCGUUGCUGGACAGAGCUACGUCGUUCUGACUCAGGGGAAUAAUCAGGCGACUGAUGACAAUAUUGUUGCUGGUCCUGCUAUCGUCGAGGUUGGAAAGAAGACUGCUAUGGGUACCCCGAGUGGUAUGGUCGCUAUGGGCAUGGGUGGCAAGAAGAAUAACACGAUGCCGACUCCUUCUAAGUCUACGACUGGCUCCUGGGGUAGCUCUACCCCUACCAUAUCUGCUUCUGCUUCUCCUAUUUACACCGGGGCUGGUCAGAAAAUGUCUGGUAACAUUGCCACUGUUUUCACUGCAGGUAUUUUUGUUGCUGUCGGUCUUAUUUGA
This is a messenger RNA of Penicillium crustosum, 1116 nucleotides long. RefSeq names its product ferritin-like domain-containing protein. NCBI's taxonomy places the organism in Eukaryota, Fungi, Ascomycota, Eurotiomycetes, Eurotiales, Aspergillaceae. Bases 1 to 1116 code for a protein of 371 amino acids. The transcript has 5 exons. The record is from RefSeq and is a predicted model, not a curated record.